Messenger RNA from Macrobrachium nipponense, 1658 nucleotides. RefSeq names its product nidogen-2-like. The coding region runs from base 25 to 1275 and encodes 416 amino acids. NCBI's taxonomy places the organism in Eukaryota, Metazoa, Arthropoda, Malacostraca, Decapoda, Palaemonidae. Gene Ontology annotation, molecular function: calcium ion binding. The record is from RefSeq and is a predicted model, not a curated record. The transcript is spliced from 12 exons.
CACUGGGUUUCUUCUGUGGGAGAAAUGGCGAGAGAAAUUUUUGUACUGAUCUUCCUCAUGACAGUGGGGAAUUUAGCCCAUUGUCAGGAAUGGGAGAAUCUUUUCUUCAUCAAGAUGGAAGUAUUACUGGAGAAGCAGGAAGCAGCCUUAGUGAAGCAAGAAGCAGCUUUGAGCCAGCUGAAGGGUAUGCAGGAGAAACAGGAACAGGUCGAAGGCAAACUUCAAGAAAUGCAGGAGAAACUUCAAUACAUCGAAAUUAACCUUCAAGAACUUCACCAAGAGAUGGAACACCUGAAAGGUACAGCGACUGACAGCCAGGACUCUCCGCAAAGGAUCCAUCAGGAAACCAAAGGCUGCCUCAGAAGGGAGGACUUGGAACAUUUCAAGAACAUAACAUCAGCAGAACAACAAAAACUGGAGUUUUCCCUUCGCCAGGAAAUAUCUGGGAUCAUCUCUUUGUUGGAGACUGGAGGAAUAGAUGAGUGCUCAGAUGGAAGCCACAACUGCACUGAUUAUGAAGCUUGCGCUGACAAGCUAUUCAAAUAUCAAUGUUCAUGUCUUCCUGGAUUUGCAUGGGAUGGUUCGCGCUGUGAAGACGUCGACGAGUGCGCCCAAGGGAAGGACGAGUGCAGCCCCCUGGCAACAUGCAGGAACUCCGUCGGGAGUUACAGCUGCUCCUGCAACCCACCGUCCGAGGGAGAUGGAAAAACCUGUAUCUGCCCUCCUGGAUUUGCCCAGAAGGAUUCGAAUUGUGAAGACAUCGACGAGUGCACCCAAGGGAAGGACGAGUGCAGCGCCCAGGCGACCUGCAGGAACUCCGCCGGGAGUUACAGCUGCUCCUGCAACCCACCUUUCGAGGGAGAUGGACAAACUUGUGAGUUCCCGUGCAAAAGCCAGGCCAAGUACCUCGAGGGUCUGGGAUGCGUGAAGUUGGUGCCGGAAUGGAAGACCUUUGAGGAGAUGAAGGUCACCUGCCACCAGGCAGGUGGCCAUCUCCUGCAGAACUUCUCUGCUGAACGUUUACAGGAAGUUGCUCGGGUUUUUGGUUAUUAUAGGCCUUGGCUAGGCGUCCAAGAGGGAAAUGGCUUAGAGAACGGACUCCCGCUACAAGAGGAGCUUUGGACGGAAGGUUCCCUGGGAUCAGACCCUUCCGGGAGGAGGGGGCUUUGUGGCAUCUUUGUUCGGGAGGAUUCUUCUUCUACAUACAAAGUGGGGGAACAUGAUUGUUCAUCACAGGCUUGGGGUUACUGCCAGUUCAUAAACCCACAGAAGUAGUCAGUCAACAUAAGGCUGAUCUUCUGUGGGAGGAGAAGGAGGCAGAAUAAAUAAUAAUAAUAAUAAUAAUAAUAAUAAUAAUAAUAAAAUACUAAAAUCUAUAAUCCUUCCUUCUUUGACAACAAAUUAUCGUAUGUUAUAAUAUUCAUUCAUUUAGACUGUUGCUUUUCAUUGACGAUGUUCUUCUGUGUGAACCUCCUCUGAGGAUAUAUUGAUAAUGAUAAUAAUUAAUAAUACUUUAGUGCUUUGCAAAGGUUAGUUCAUAUAUAGAUAACCAUAACCUUUCAUUAUACACUUAUUAGUAUAGGAAAUGUUUGGCAUUAAACAGAAUUGUUAUAAUUCUCUUCAAUGUGACAUUUCAACAAUAUACUAUGCAUGUUUAU